Protopterus annectens (West African lungfish) is the source of this 2018-nucleotide messenger RNA. RefSeq names its product SPC24 component of NDC80 kinetochore complex (gene SPC24). The coding region runs from base 271 to 873 and encodes 200 amino acids. NCBI's taxonomy places the organism in Eukaryota, Metazoa, Chordata, Ceratodontiformes, Protopteridae. The record is from RefSeq and is a predicted model, not a curated record. The transcript is spliced from 6 exons.
GAGAAAAACUCCAGAGUUGCAAUACAAAAUGUCACAUAGAUUGACGACGUGACAUGCAAAUUAUCAUGCCUGCCAGUCACCUGGAGUUUCCACGCCCAUUUCGAGAGGCAAUCAUUCCAGACACGCCCAAAAUAUUAUGCCGAAAAUUCCUGCGCAUGCGCGAGACUUUCAAAUGGGGAGCGCGCAUUUAUAGGAAAAUAUUUGUACGUAUAUAGAGGAUUAUUGAACCCUGAACACGCUUUUUUUCAAAAUUUUAUAUAUUAACUCAGAAUGGAACAACUUCUAGAAGAUUAUGCGCUCGUGGAAGAGGCCAAUAAGGAAAUCACAAUGAUGCUUCCAAAAGCCAGCAUUAGUUUAGUGAAAAGGGGUACUAGUGUGCUAACUUUGUUGCUAGAGUGGAUUGUUAAUACAGCAAAACACCUCGAAGAUAUUGAUAAAGCCUUUAAGGAGAGAGAAAAACAGCUAGCUGAAAAGCUAAUCAGAGCAGCAGAGGAGAAGGACAGAAGUCUUGCAGAGUGCCAGUCUAUUGAACAGGAAUUAGAAAAAGCCAAACGAGAAAGGGACGAUGCAAGAUUUGAAUUACAAUGCCUACUGAAGGAAUUGGAGGACAUCAAAGAAAUGGAAGAAGAGGCUGGGAGGCUGCAGCAGGCCGUUGAUGAAGACACCACUACAACCAUUCCUUCUGCAGUGUAUAUUGCUCAGCUUUACCACAAGGUGACAAAGAUUCGGUGGGAUUUUGAUAGUGAUCCAAGUGUCAUAAAGGGUAUUCAUUAUGGACCAGAUGUAGCCCAACCAAUUAAUAUAGACAGCACUCAGCACUCAAAAAGCUUUAUUUGCGACCAUCUAUGGAGUUUGGUCAGCACUGAAUGGUAGCAUUUGCAGCGGUGGAGUGCCUGACAACAAGGACAGUAUUUUUUUGCUGUUUUUCAUAGCUGUAAAGAAUAACCUGAAAGUGUUGCACAACGAAAUAAAUGUGAAGCUCAUGAAACUUUGAACUGAACAACUCCUGGCAUGAGUUUCCAGCAGUGAAUAUGUUUUCUACUAAGGGAUUUUUGGAAAUAAGAAUGAACCAAACCUGUGCCCUCUUACACAGGUAAAUAAGGUGAAAGGGACUCAAAGGUAUUUGCCUUUUUAGACCGCAUGCUUUGUAUGCAUCCUAUUGGACUAAGAUAAAGAUGGUGCUUCCACUUUCCUGAAUAAAUACAAUUUUCAUUUGUAGUUGUAUUUCAUAUUUUAUUGCCUUCUUGAUGAUCUGUUGAUGAUUUCAUUAAGUAUAAUUUCUUUGGGAUUAGUAAUAUUGAAUGGGAAUUAUAGCUACCAGAUGGAUCAGUCAUAUGCCUUUUUAACCUAUAGGAUAUUCUCCUUAGGCAUAAAUGUGCAGUCUAGAGUCAUGUCAUAAGAGAAUUCCAAGCUUUUAGCUAUUUUAUUCUCCAGAACAUUCUACAUCCUGCCUGUAAGCAAAGCUACAUCAAGAAAAAUAUUUUUGUUGAACAUAUGGUUAAGAACAAGGAAAAUAAAUGUAUGGAGUUUGCAUUAAAGAAGGUACAAUUCUUGUAGAUCUCUGAGUCCCCUCAGGGACAGAUGUCAGAGUAAUUUUCUAGAUGUUUAAUUUGAGUCCCGAGAUCUCUCUUCAUAAAGAAAAUUCAGAUGUCAUCCCCUUCCAGACCAAUCUUGUGAUAGCAUUGGCAUUUAGUUGGGUGGGCACCUUAAAUACAGGUACUGCACUAUAUUCUCCCUUCAAUUUGAAAUGCAACAAUGCUGGACUUACUGCAGCUGAUAAAAGCAAAGUUCCUAACUGCCAAAAAUUUCUCAAAGCUUUAGUUUACAUGUCUUUGUUUUCAGGGGAGAAUGUGGAAUGUUCAGUAGAGGGCACAGACCUGAUUUUGUUUUGAGGAUUCGUGCUCACAAAUUUUUUCAUCUUGAAAGCAAAUAAAUGUAUGUUACAUUACAGUAAACUUUGUGUUAUAUUUCAUAAAAGUUUUGGUUCUUAAAUUAUAAUAAAGUGAGACAAAAACUUA